This is a messenger RNA of Helobdella robusta, 1080 nucleotides long. RefSeq lists its product as hypothetical. NCBI's taxonomy places the organism in Eukaryota, Metazoa, Annelida, Clitellata, Rhynchobdellida, Glossiphoniidae. The record is from RefSeq and is a predicted model, not a curated record. The transcript is spliced from 4 exons. Bases 1 to 1080 code for a protein of 359 amino acids.
AUGAGGGAGCAGAAAAAAAUAGAAGAAAGAUUUGAGAGAAGGUCGGCAUCCAGCAAUAUAGGUCAGAUUAAUGACGUUGUGAUGACCCAGAAAAAAUCUCCGGCGAAUGAGAGCACUCGAAACGAGGUCAAAGUAAUUGAUAUCACCAGUCAGGUUGACCUUUGCCAUGCUAGAGCCACUCCAGUGUUCAACAGUGUGGCGAGUGAUUCGCCUUACAUGUCUCCGAUGUUACAGCAACAACAACAUUCGCAACUGCAACAACCACAUCUGCAGCAACAGUCUUACCAGCAACAACAACAGCAACAGAGACAACAACAUCUACAUCAACUACAAACAUUCUCGCCACACAAUUUCCCGCGACAACAACAACAUCAACAACAACAACUCCCAUUCCAAAUACUGAAACUUCAACAACAAAAGCAACCUAGACAACCCGAUUUUUCAACACAACAACAACAAUAUUAUCAACAGCAGCAACAGUAUCAUUAUCAAAACUUCCCGCAACAACAACAGCUUUACAAUGUUAAAUCUUCUUAUGUUGUGACGAGCUUAUUGAAUGCAACACCUUCCCAACAGCAACAACAACAACGCAGAGACAUUUUAAAAACAUUUGUACCCUACCCAACACUCAACAAAAACUCAACAAAUGUUGCCAACAACAACAGUAACAACGAUUUACACUGCAACGCCACAGCAACCGUUGCAAAAAAUAUGCAACAACAAUAUCAACAACAUCAACAAUUUUCAACUCGCAAAUCAAACAACAAAAAUAAAAACGACAUCAACAAAGACGAUGCAGAUGACGACGACGACAUUAAUGGUGAUGGCGACACCGAUGACGACGAUGAUGACGUAGACAACCAAGAUGGCACCAGUUAUAUUUAUGACGAAAAUUCUGCUAGAUAUUUUAGAACUUCCGCUUUUAGUGGUACCACCACUGCUGUCGGCGUAACUUCUAGCAUUGAGAACACCACUGGUGUUAUUGGCUGUGGCAUCGAAGGUGAAGGUCGUCAGGGCAACAUAAGACCUGGCGCCCACGCUGGCUAUGAGCUGCUUAAUUUGAAGGACAGUUACGUUUGA